AUGACAGAUGAUAUAGAUCAGAUAGAUGAUUCUAUCUUAGACUCUGAUUCUGAACUUCCCCCUCAACAAAAACAACCACCUUCUAAUAUUCCACCAUCUUCAUCCACCAUCUCAAAAGGAAAACAACCAUUUCAAUCCCCUGAACCUAUCAUUCUGAACCCUCCACCUCUCAAUGUUAUCUUCCCACCUAAUAGCUUCUCCGCUUCACAACCUCAACCUUCUCAACCUCAAUCAUCUUCUCCCCAACCUCAACCAACAUCUCCAAUAUCUAACCCUCAACCAGCAGUUGACAUUCCUGUCUUAUGUGAUUUUUCUAGACCAUCCUCUCCAUCAUCUAAUUCUCUCUUUCACCACCUUCAUAGCCAAGAUCCUUCUUCUGAUCCCUCAGUUGUCAUUAUUGACUCUGAUCAUGAAUUGGAAAACUCUAGGACGUGUUUACCAAAGAGCUGCAAGCUGAAGUUCUGGAUCUUCAGAAAAUCUGUCUCUGAAGCUCCUGGUCCAACUGGUCUAGCUCUGGACUUUGGUCAUUGGAAGGCCCUUCAGGAUCUCAAAAAGUGGAACUCUUUGCAGGCUGAAUCUUCUACAGCUGCUGCAUCUGAGGCUGAUGAGAUGGAGCUUGAUUCUGAUGAGAUGGAAGUUGACAAUCCUCUGCCUAUGGUGGUCUGA
Molecule: messenger RNA, 666 nt
Organism: Vicia villosa (hairy vetch)
Lineage: Eukaryota; Viridiplantae; Streptophyta; Magnoliopsida; Fabales; Fabaceae
Product: classical arabinogalactan protein 9-like
Exons: 3
Coding region: 1-666 (221 amino acids)
Source: RefSeq, a predicted model, not a curated record